AUGGCGGGGACUCUGCUGGGACUGGAGGUUGCCUUCUAUCUCUAUCCCUGCGGCCUCUUUGUCACUCUACUCGCGGCCCAGUCCUACCAAUUCUACCGAGAUCGCCAUGGCGUCACGCGUCAGACCGCGACCGACGAUGAGCAGAAGAAAGCUUCGCGAUUGUACGCCCGGAUAAUCCGGAGCUUUCAGUCCAUUCUGUCUCUCUUAUUCCUUGCUACCAUCAUCAUUGCCGUUCACGGCGCGAUUGCUGGCCAAUACGAUGGGGCUGGCAAGGUCGUCUUCCCGUUCAGCGCUUACUUGGCAUCAUACGUCGCCGUCUUGCUGUACUACCUAGCCGGUCUACUUCCUGACCCUGAAGGCCCUUGGACGCCAACAUCGGCGCAUUUUUAUGCAUGGAUCGUGGGUGCGCUCUUUGAAGCCUUCAUCGCAGCUGUCUUUUCUUCCGAGAAGAACUCUUUCCGCGUUCACAAUGGCCUCCUCGAUGUCCUGGAUAUCGUGGCGGCUGUCAGAAUCGUUGUGUUGGUGGCUAUGAUGGUCUGCCUCAUCCUGAGGGACUACAAGCUAAAGCCCCUGCAACCCAAGUCGGACCCCGAGGAAAGACAGUCCCUUCUUGGAAAUGGAAGUGGGAAUGGAAAUGGAGCAUCUCACAACUACGGCGGCGCCCAUCCCCGCGGGCCUACUGCUCACAAGCCUCCUGCCAGAACUCAGGUCUCUGGCACGGGGUGGCUUGACUACUUUGCUGGCUUCCGGGUCCUGUUCCCGUACCUCUGGCCCAAAGACUCUCCUAUCUACCAGGGAAUUGUGGUCAUUUGCAUCAUACUUCUAGUUGGUCAGCGAACUAUCAAUGUCUUGGCGCCAAUUCAGCUCGGAACUCUCGUCGACUCGCUCGGCUAUGGCACUAUUCCUUACAAACAAAUCAUCCUCUACGUCGUCUACCGUGCUCUUCAAGGCAAUCAGGGCAUUCUGGGCGCCGCGAGAUCAGUUCUUUGGAUCCCGGUAUCUCAGUCACUGUUUCGCAGACUCUCAUGUGCUGCGUUUGAACAUGUGCUGGGACUUUCCCUGGAAUUCCAUUUAAACAAGAAGAUUGGAGAGGUCACCAGUGCGCUUAGCCGAGGGUCCGCCAUGAACACGUUUCUGGAGAAUUUCUGUUUCCAGGUUUUCCCAAUGGUGUUCGACAUCUUUGUCGCUGGCGUCGUCUUCUUUGCCAAGUAUGACGCCUUCUACACCAUCAUCGUCUUCUUCAUUAUGUGGUCGUAUAUCUUCCUGACCAUCUAUGUGGCCAAAUAUCGUGGCAAGCAAAGAAGGGAUAUGGCAACCAAGAACCGCGAGAUGGAAGCCACCAAGACUGACGCCAUCAUGGCUUAUGAGACGGUGCAGCACAAUUGCGCAGUCGUGCCCGAAACUGAGAGGUUCAAGGAGCAUGUGGUCGUAUACCAAAGGGCGGAACGACUGGUGCAGUGGUCCCUCAACUUCCUUAAUCUCACACAGAGCUCAAUCUUCUCCCUUGGCACCGCUUUGCUUGUUGCAGUCUCUGCCUACAAGAUUUCCAAGGGCGAGCAGAGUGUCGGCGAUUUCGUCAGUUUGAUCAACUACUUUGUGCAAUUGCAAGGCCCCCUCAACUUUUUCGGGACUUACUAUACCAUGCUGCAAAACAAUCUCAUUGAGGCAGAGCGAAUGCUUGAGCUGUUCAAAGAAACAUCUGGCAUCGUGGAGAAGCCAGAUGCCGUCACGCUACCUCCCGUCAAGGGCGAGGUUGCCUUCAAUAAAGUCAAAUUCUCUUAUCAGAGCAAGAAGGGCGAGCCCGCGAUCGACGGCGUCAGCUUCACUGUUGCGCCGGGCACCAAAACCGCCAUUGUCGGAGAAUCUGGUAGUGGCAAGUCAACCUGCCUGAAGCUUCUCUUCCGCUUCUACGACAUCAAUGAAGGGUCAAUCACUGUCGACGGUCACGACUUGAAAGAUCUGAAGCUUGACAGCCUGCGGAAGAAUAUUGGUGUUGUGCCGCAGGACACGGUGCUCUUCAACGCGACCAUCAUGUACAAUUUACUCUACGCCGACCGAAAUGCUUCGCAGGCCGACGUGUACGAGGCUUGCAAGGCCGCCAACAUUCACGAUCGCAUUCUCGCAUUCCCAGACGGGUACGAUACAAAGGUUGGAGAACGUGGCCUCAAGUUAUCCGGAGGUGAGCGGCAGAGGAUUGCUAUCGCGAGAGCGAUUCUCAAGGAUGCCCGCAUCUUGCUGCUCGACGAGGCCACUGCAUCUUUGGAUUCGCACACUGAGAGGCAGAUUCAAGACGCUCUCGAGCGUGUCACUGCGGGACGCACGACGAUCACCAUUGCCCAUCGGCUUUCCACCAUCACUACAUCUGACCAGAUUGUGGUGCUUCAUAAGGGAAUUGUCGUUGAGCGUGGUACGCACGCCGAGUUGUUGGCGCUCGGAGGCCGGUAUCAUGCCAUGUGGGAGAAACAGACCACUAUUGAGAAAAAGAAUACGGAAAAGGUGGAGAAAGAAGGGGAGUCUUCGGAGACUGGAUCCCAGCAGUAG
Molecule: messenger RNA, 2541 nt
Organism: Colletotrichum orchidophilum
Lineage: Eukaryota; Fungi; Ascomycota; Sordariomycetes; Glomerellales; Glomerellaceae
Product: ABC transporter
Exons: 5
Coding region: 1-2541 (846 amino acids)
Biological process (GO): transmembrane transport
Cellular component (GO): membrane
Molecular function (GO): ATP binding; ATP hydrolysis activity; ABC-type transporter activity
Source: RefSeq, a predicted model, not a curated record